Molecule: messenger RNA, 879 nt
Organism: Ogataea haglerorum
Lineage: Eukaryota; Fungi; Ascomycota; Pichiomycetes; Pichiales; Pichiaceae
Exons: 1
Coding region: 1-879 (292 amino acids)
Source: RefSeq, a predicted model, not a curated record
AUGCUGCGUGCGCUGACUCGUCAAUUUAGCGUGUUUCGUUCGCGUUCAGCCAUGCCUCAACGAGACAGUGUUCGUCUCAGAAGUCUUGGUGGAACAGCUAAAGAUCAGGACACUUUGAAGCUCGUGUUUGAGAAAUCUCGAGAAGUGAAUCCAAAAGGGCUCGUCCAGAUCAUCCGCAAGGGCGAAAACCUCGGAGUCAUGAACUUCCGCACUGCAUUGGCCCAAAUCGAUCUUUCCAAGGAAGGGUUCCUGUUUAUGGGGUCUGUAAGGGACCAGAAGUUCGGCGACGUUGGACUUUUGAAGGUGGCUUCUCCACAGAAAGCUCGCAAGCAGCUGACCAAGCAUUUACAGCAACAAAAGACACAGCAGCUUCAAGAGGAGAACCCUCGGCUCAUAGCCAAACAGCAGAAACAAGAAAAUAGACAGAAAGAACCCGACGUCAAAAUGGUCAGAGUUUCUUGGCAAAUCACUCUGCAUGAUCUUACCAGCCAAAAACGACACGAAGUCGAGACGCAAGUCAAGAAGGGGGAGAGAAUCCGAAUUGUUGUUGAUGACAAGGACAAUUUCGACGCUGAUGUCAGAGUGGCAGGUGAUGAGAAAUCUUUGACAGAGCUGGAAGCGACCAAAAGAGGCAAGAUUGAGAGCUUUCUGGACGAAUUACUUGAAGAGCUUGGUGCUGAGUUCCACAAAGAAGGUGAGAUUUACGAUAAAGUGUCGUACGAUGUGAAAGCACAAGAACGGAAGAACGAACUUUCUCCGGAGGAAAAAAAGCGUUUGAAGCUAUUGAAGAAGCAGGAAAAACAGGAGAAAUUGCGCCAGCGCACAGAGGAGAAACGCAGGAAGGCACAAGAGGAAAUCAGGAUCCUCACAGUGGACUGA